UAGCAAAGAGUUAAACAGCGACCCUGGAACAUGAAGGGCGAGCUGGGGAAAAGAGUACAGAAGCCAUUAGCGACGCCGACGGCUCAGACAUCUGCAAUCUUCAGCUAAAAUGCUCCCGCAGGCAGAGACUUCCACCAGUGUAUGGUUCCGGAAGAGAAAGAAACCAAACACCCCAGACGGAGGCGAGGCCGGGCAGCACAGAGCAUCGUGUCGAGGUGGGGUCCAAGGGACCGGUACCGGAGUACUGGCAGUCAUCCCGGGGAGCAGCAAGGGAGGGAGUUCACGGGGAGGGGCGCGGGUCCGGGCGGCCCAACCCGGCCUGGCGGAAGGCGCGCGAGUCCCGGUCCCGGUGGGGACUGUGGCCUGGGACGAAUUGCCUUCUGCCUGCGCCCGCGCUGAGAUCAGGACCCGCGGUCGCGGAGAGCAGCUGCAGCCCAACCCAGGUCAGAAGCACGGAAACCCGGCAUCAGCAAACCUACCUGCAAUGACUCGGUCCACUCGGAGCCGCCACAACCCGCAGCUUCCCGCGCGCUGCAGGCCACGCCUCCGGUUACGCCUCCUAGGGGCGGAGUUCCGGGGUGUCCCGCCUCCGCGUGGGCGGGGCUGUCACAAGACAGUCUCUGAAUGGAAGGGUCCAGGGCAUCCCUCCUCCCUGUGGGCAGCACUCUUCGAGCACCUUGGUUUCCGGUAGGCGGAGCUCUGGGCUCUUUUCUUUCUCGUGGGCGGGGCUGUCGCGGCCCGUGGGCUCCUGCUGGGCGGGACUGGGAAUCGCAUUCCCGCGCCUCGGAGGAGUCCAGGCUCGUCCAGCGUUGGCGCGCUAACCCCAGAUGCGAGACGUCCUACCUACCACGCGUCAGUGUCACAUGCUCAGCGGACAGAUCUUCCCGCCUGGAAUUUACGGUCUAGAAAGAAAAGCGGGGCUAGAGACGCAGGCAGCUGAUAGCAUGCUUAGCCAACAGCAGCGGUUCUGUCACCAGCCCCUGCCGGUGAUCUCAGGACUCCAGAGGACCUUAAGUGGAAGGUUAUCUAUCCUCAGCUCCAGAGAGUUCCAGGCCAGCCUGAACUACUUAAGACUAAACAAAAAAUAUAUAACAUUUCUUAUAGGGCAGAUGGGAAACUUUGGGACUCGUCUAAUAUAACCAAAUAAGAGUGACCCAGGCAGUGGAUAUUUGAGAGCUGUCUUGCCCCACCAAAUAUCUCAAAAUGGCUCUGGUGUUUCAAAAUGACAAUAAAAUAGCAAUGCCUUUGCCCUCUCUUAGCGAUGUGACAGACGCCUAGAAUGGUUGUUAUGAUGGUAAUCCCAACACUCUGGAGGUGGAAACGGGAAGAUGAUCAGUUCAAGGUCAACCUUAACUACACAAGCCAGUUUGAGGCCAGCCUGAUGAAUGUGUAGGAAUGUCCAUUCCAAUUAUGUAAUGAUUAAUUUAUCCACCAUGACCUUCUCAAUAAUGUCACA
Messenger RNA from Mus caroli (Ryukyu mouse), 1456 nucleotides. NCBI's taxonomy places the organism in Eukaryota, Metazoa, Chordata, Mammalia, Rodentia, Muridae. The record is from RefSeq and is a predicted model, not a curated record.